UCCUCUCCAUCUUCACGGAGACUUCCAAACCUUGCGUUCUUCUUAUUUCUUAUCACUCUGGUGCGAGGGCUUCCCAGAGAUUUUUCCUGCUACAUUUGUGCCAUUAUCUAUCAAAACCAUCUACCUGUCCCUCCCGGAUUGAGAUUGUUCCCUGGCCUUACAGUCAGCCUUCUUUGAAGGUUUCUACCUGCACCUUCUGACUCCUUGACAGUUUUCUUGGGACACGGCUCAAAGAUGCCAGAGCCCACAAAAAAAGAUGAGUCGCCAAAUGGCCAGCCAGAAGAAAGUGUUGCCCAAGAAAGUAAUGGUGCCCCAAACCUACCUGAGAUUUCCCUGGAGGUUUCUCCACCCCCAGAGGCAGUAACAGAGAUGAAAGAGCCGGUAGAGGCUGAUGGGAAGAAGCCAGAGCCCACAGAGCCUGAGCCAACACAGGCUGUGGUGGCUCAGGAGCCCAACACUGUCGAGAAUGACUCAAACCAUCCAGAACCUAGUGGGGUUGGGGCAACAGAGCAAGCAGGUUCUGCUAAGUCUGCUGCAAAGGAAGAUAGCUCUUGCUCUCCCCCACCACCUGAUGAUGAUAAUGCUGCAACCACUACCCCAUCCCCAACACCCCAAGCAGAAGACGCCAGUACAAUCAAGAAACUCUCAAUUGACCUACCUAAUGAUAGCGUCCCUGUGCCAGCCACGGGGAGAAAAGACUCAGUCUGGUCUCUGGGAGAGGGUCAGGCCCCAGAGGAUGUGGACAAGCCGAUUGAUCAUCCACCACAGUCCACCCUGCUGAUCGAGAUGCCCCAGAGUGGAACUGUCCCAGUGGGCGGUGACAUCACCUUUGUUGCCAAGGUGGAAGCCAAAGACCUUCUUCGCAAACCCACUAUUAAGUGGUUUAAAGGGAAAUGGAUGGAUCUGGCCAGCAAGACCGGAAAGCACCUACAGCUUAAGGAGAGCUUUGAUCGAUUCACCAAGAUCCACACUUUUGAGAUGCACAUCAUCAAAGCCAAAGAGAACUAUGCUGGAAAUUACAGGUGUGAGGUGACCUACAAGGACAAGUUUGACAGCUGCUCCUUUGACUUGGAAAUUAAAGAAGUUGAGCAGGGCUCACAAAGUUUUGAUAUCCGAUCAGCUUUCAAAAGAAGCAGUGAAGGACAAGAAGAUGCAGGCGAGCUUGACUUUAGUGCUCUCCUUAAACAUAGAAAUCAAAGGGAGCACAAACAGCAAGAUGAAGGUCCAGACGUGGAUGUUUGGGAGAUCCUGAAGAAUGCCCGGCCAGAUGAAUAUGAGAAAAUUGCCUUUACAUACGGUAUCACAGAUCUGAGGGGUCUGCUAAAGAGGAUGAAAAAGAUUCCCAAAGAGGAGAAAAAGAGUGAAGCUUUUGCAAAGAAGUUGGAGUCAGCAUAUCAGGUGGAUAAAGGUGGGAAGAUCCGCUUGGUGGUUGAGCUGGCCGAUCCCACAGUUGAUCUGAAGUGGUACAAGAAUGGACAGGAAAUCAGACCCACUCCCAAUCAAAGGAAGUAUAUUUUUGAGCAUAAAGGCACACAAAGGAUUAUGGUCAUCAACAACUGCACAGGUAAUGAUGACGCCGCCUAUUCGGUAGUUGCAGGUGAUGAGAAAUGCGCCACAGAGCUGUUUGUCAAAGAGUUACCAGUUAAGAUUGUUAAGGGUAUUGAGCCUGUAAAGACCACAGUGAACGAGAGGAUCGAGCUGGAGUGUGAAGUGUCAGAGGAAGGCGCACAAGUCAAAUGGAUGAAGAAUGGAGUCGAGGUUCCAACAGGAGUGCGCUCAAGAUAUCGAGUUAAGUGCGAGGGAACCAAACACUACUUGGUGAUUGAUGAUGCUUCCAGAGAUGACACUGGCACAUACUCCAUCAUGGCCACUGGUGGCACAUCUGAGGCUCAAGUUCAAAUUGACUUGAAACCACUGAAGAUAUUCCAGGACCUGCAGGACAUGACGGUGAUGCUGGGACAACCCUUCAAGCUAAACUGUGAAAUCUACCCUGGAAACGUUCCAGGACGUUGGUACAGGAAUGGACAGCUGAUCCAGGCCAGCGAUCGCAUCAAUAUCGUUCAUAAGAAUAAAGUUCACCGGCUUGAAAUCGAGGCAAGCUCCCUUCACGACGCAGGAGAUUACACUUUUGUACCUGAGGGAUAUUCCCAGAGCCUUUCUGCCAAGAUCCACAUCAUUGACCCUCCACGAGUACACCUGGAAAGCUUGAACUUCCCAGACAACACAGUUGUAGUAGUGGCCGGUAACAAGCUUCGCUUGGAGAUCCCCAUCAGUGGAGAACCAGCACCCAGAGUGGUGUGGAUGAAGGGAGAAAGGGUGAUCCUUGAUUCGGGCCACCGUGUCCGAGCUGAAACGUUUGGCGACCAGACGAGCCUGACAAUUGAGGUUACGGAGCGGGAGGACUCGGGCAACUAUAAAAUAGUUUUGCAGAAUGAGGCUGGUGAGGCCUCAGCCAGCGUCAAGAUCAAGGUUGUUGACAUUCCUGACCCUCCUGAUGCACCGUUGGUUCCUGUCGUGGGUGGUGAUUGGUGUUCUAUGACAUGGGAGCCACCAAAAUAUGAUGGAGGUUCACCAAUAUUAGGCUAUUUCAUUGAGAGAAAAAAGAAACAGAGCUCCAGAUGGAUGAGGCUGAACUUUGACCUCAUUAAAGAAACUACAUUUGAACCCAAGAAGAUGAUUGAAGGAGUGCCAUAUGAAGUGCGCAUAUUUGCGGUAAAUGCCAUUGGCGUUUCCAAACCCAGUGAACCAUCCAAAGCUUUUACUCCCCUCGCCGUGACCAGUGAGCCCACCAUGCUGGUUGUGGACGACGUCACCGACACCACAGUGACCGUAAAGUGGCGUCCUCCGGAAACCAUUGGAGCUGCUGGGCUGGAUGGAUACUUAGUGGAGUACUGCAUAGAAGGAAGUAAUGACUGGGUACUGUCCAACAAGGAACUGACAGAGAAAACAAAGUACACCAUCACCGGGUUGAGCCCUGGGUGCAAAAUUUUAGUUCGGGUCAAAGCUGUCAAUAAAGCCGGAGCCAGCUCUCCACGGACUCUUCAACAUGCUAUCCUGGUCAAAGAGGUUGUUGAACCCCCAAAGAUUCGCGUACCAAGACACCUAAAACAGACAUACACUCGCAAAGUUGGUGAAGUAGUCAACCUUGUGGUGCCUUUCUUGGGCAAACCCCGGCCGAAGGUCACCUGGCUGAAGGAGGGUCAGCCCAUUGAACCUUCUCACGUCAGCAUUCGCAACACAGACUGUGAUAGCAUCAUUUUCAUUCGCAAAGCAGAGCGAAGUCACUCUGGGAAGUAUGAGAUGAAAGUGCAAGUGGAAAACCACGUGGACACAGCUGUUAUUGACAUACAAAUUGUAGAUCUACCAGGACCUCCUCAGAGUGUAAUUAUUGAAGACGUAUGGGGAGAAAAUGUAGCUCUGGUCUGGACCCCCCCAAAAGACAAUGGAAAUGCUCCAAUUACAGGCUACACCAUUCAAAAAGCAGACAAGAAGACAAUGGAAUGGUACACAUGCAUUGAGCACUACCACCGCAACUGUAUCACCAUCACAGAGCUGGUGGUCGGGAACGAAUACUACUUCAGGAUCUUCUCAGAGAACAUGUGUGGUCUGAGUGAAACUGCUACCCAAACAAAAAACAGUGCUCUCAUCAUGAAAGAAGGCAUGCAGAUGAAAGCUCCAGAGUACAAUGACCCUGACUACAAGGAGGCGCCAAAGUUCACACAGCCGCUUAUCAACAUUUUUGCCGUCGCUGGGUACAACGCUACCCUGAACUGUAGCGUCCGUGCCAACCCAAAGCCCAAAGUGAUCUGGAUGAAGAAUAAGAUGAUGAUCCUUGAUGACCCGCGCUAUCGUAUGUUUAGCAAUCAAGGAGUCUGUACUCUGGAGAUCAGGAAGCCCAGUCCUUUUGAUGGUGGCUUGUACACCUGCAAGGCCAUCAAUGACUUGGGGGAGGCCCAAGUGGACUGCAAGCUGGAGGUCAAAGGAGGCUUCACCUUCUACGAGCUCAUGCAACGCGGAGUGCCUCUACACCUGAUUGAUAAGUACAUGAACGAGACAAAGGUUGUUGAGCAAGAGAAGUAAGACUGCACGCGGAGCAAAAAGACACUUUGCAGGCAUCAGCCGCCAUUAGCGACCCUGUUCUUUCACCCUCUGAUGCCGGCCUACUGAUAAAUGAUGAAGGGAUGAUGGGGGUAAGGGGGAGGGUGCGCUGCUCUGUAGUGUGGCAUGUUGUGUGCAGGUUUGAAGCUUGAAAAAAGGCACUUCAUCUUUUUUGUCACGUUGUUAUGUUUGACUUUGUGUCAGCUCAGAUGCAUGUCAGCAGUGUUUUGGUUCUAGCUUUUAUAAGGACAUGUUGUGUACAAAAAAAUAAUCAAAUUACACAUAGCACCAAUACAUCAACAGUAUUUAAAAGUGGAUUUUUUUUCUUUUAUUUUGUGGGGUAAAGUUUGCUGAAGAUUAUAUUUUUUUUGUUUGGGGUCUGCAAGAAAAGAAACAGGAAUGUAAAAACAAGUCUUGGUGCGGGUAUGCUGUCAGUGUAUAUCUGUAUGGCAAGAAAAAAAUAACAGACUUAAGUAAUGUUGGAAAAAGAAAUGUGUUGUUUUGAAUCAUUAGUUUUUUCUGUGUAGGUUAAAUGUGUGAGAAAAUGUAGAGGUUUACAUACUUUCCAUCUUCUGCAUGACACAUUGUGAUCUUUGGACUCAUAUUUGGCUGAGAUUUGAACGAGGUUCAAUCAUACGUGCAUGCCUUUACCUUUGUAAUUAUGACAUGUGGAUUGCAAUAAACCUUACAUUGAGAA
Messenger RNA from Melanotaenia boesemani (Boeseman's rainbowfish), 4795 nucleotides. RefSeq names its product myosin binding protein C1 (gene mybpc1). Gene Ontology annotation, molecular function: protein binding. The coding region runs from base 235 to 4080 and encodes 1281 amino acids. Lineage: Eukaryota; Metazoa; Chordata; Actinopteri; Atheriniformes; Melanotaeniidae. The record is from RefSeq and is a predicted model, not a curated record. The transcript is spliced from 34 exons.